Molecule: messenger RNA, 387 nt
Organism: Metarhizium robertsii ARSEF 23
Lineage: Eukaryota; Fungi; Ascomycota; Sordariomycetes; Hypocreales; Clavicipitaceae
Exons: 1
Coding region: 1-387 (128 amino acids)
Source: RefSeq, a predicted model, not a curated record
AUGCAGCGGCACGUUGCAGCAGCGACUUUUACAGGGCCAGACCCAUGGACCCAAGAGCUGCGACCCAGCAAUCUGCCAAUGGAAGGGGAGGUGUGCAACGCGAUCCGCCGAGGCCCCGCUGUCGAAGCAUUUUGGAAACCGUACCGAAUCGGCCUCGAGGAAAAUGCCGAGAUUGGACCCGAGCUGCGAAAAGAAAGGCUCAUCUAUGUGGUUGAGGGUUCCACGGACGGAGCGGACAGCGACGCAGUGGAACGACGAACACUAUCUGCCCCUGGGGUUUGCGCAUUCUGCAAGGCACCGCAUUCCAACAUUGAAGUCUUGGAACGGAAACCUGACUUGAGCCCUAUGCAAAAGAAUCCAAUGGGAGGCCCACACACGCCUUGGUGA